Molecule: messenger RNA, 3049 nt
Organism: Myxocyprinus asiaticus (Chinese sucker)
Lineage: Eukaryota; Metazoa; Chordata; Actinopteri; Cypriniformes; Catostomidae
Product: actin filament-associated protein 1-like 2
Exons: 15
Coding region: 348-2150 (600 amino acids)
Biological process (GO): positive regulation of epidermal growth factor receptor signaling pathway; positive regulation of interleukin-8 production; regulation of mitotic cell cycle
Cellular component (GO): cytosol
Molecular function (GO): SH2 domain binding; SH3 domain binding
Source: RefSeq, a predicted model, not a curated record
UGUUUAAUCUGUGGAUAAAACGGUAUUUUACUGUAAUAACAAAAUUUAGUAAUUCCCGCCGUUGCCCUCCUAUUUUAAACGUCCAUAGAGUGGCGCUGUUGAGCAGCUUGUCCUACUGCGGGUCUUCACAAGCAAAAGCAGAAGGCGGAGAGUUCAAUCUGAUUCAGACUCAUGCUGACUGGAUGGACACAUAAUGUUGUCGCUUGUUUGGACAGUUACGCUGUAAUCUUCGUUUUCCUACUGUCCGGCUCGUAAAGAAUUAAUUUACACAUCCAGGAACGGACACAGCGAUGAACUCUGGAAGCAACCGAGAACAUUUACCUUGGAAACUUUGAGCAUUUCCAGCGAUGGACAAACAAAAAGUGCUGGCCCGGCUGGUUUCGGACCUGCAGGCGUUCCUGUUGGUUCUGGACAGUGAGAAUCUCAGCUAUAUCGCUCAGGCCCAGAAAAAAUCCAUCUCAGAGCUGCUAUCUAAACUGCAGGACAAUAAGGACACACCAGCAGAGGAUGCGGAGUACAUGAUUAUGAACUGUCCCUCUGGAGGCCCCAGUGAUCUCAGGAAAAGCACCACUGCAGAGACUGAUCUCACAGAAGAACCUCUUUCAAACACCUCUACUGAAUGUCUGCAGUCAGGGCCUGUGGGUCCUGCUAUCCCCCCAAACCCUCUGUGUUUAGAGGAUGAGGACUGUUACGAGGAGGCAGAACCUUUUGUCCUGGCCAGUCAAUCUACAGAUAAAGUGGACUCAGACAGUAGUCACUACGAGUCGUAUGGUGAAGAGGAGGAUGAGGAGUUUGUGAAGGACAGAGCUCAUUACAUCCAGUGGAGCUCCUCUCAGCCCUGCUUAAGACCCGUCCCAGAGUCACGCAUCUGUGGAUACGUGUGGAGGAAGAAGUGGCUGGGCCAGUGGACACGCCAGCUCUUCAUUAUUAAACACAACUCACUACUGUGUUUUAAGUGUGCUAAAGACCUGCAGCCUCUACUGGAGCUCAACCUGACAGGUUGCUAUGUGGUCUACAAAUCCAAGCACAGUAAGAAAAUGCAGCAUGAGCUAAAGGUGGUGUCCGGUGCUGAAACACUCAUCAUGGGCUUCCAAAGUGGCACACAGGCGGAAGAGUGGAGGAAGAUUAUUGAAGAAGUGAGUGGCUCCUCUUACUAUGAGCCUGAAUCGCACAGCUCCUCAUCUAUUCUGAAGAGUGAAAGGCUGGACUCUUGCAGGUCAAGUACAGUCCUCCAUACAGAUUCAGAUGAAGAGAAACUCUCUGGUCUUCCAUCUGCAGUUAGCAGUGUGGAAAUCAAAGACAGAGACCGAGCGGCCUUCCUGAAUGUUUUGAUGAACUGUCAGUGGCAAAGUCUGUGGUGUCGGGUGGAUGAGGGUGUUCUGAAGAUGUGUCGGGAUGAGGCGUCAGAGGAGACACCUCAGUACACGGUUCAGCUCAGAGGGAGUGAGGUCCGACCCGGCCCGGAUACAGCACAUGCUUACCGCAUUACCAUCAUACAGCACGGAGACCAAGUGGCUGUACUGGAGGCCAGUUGUGCAGAUGAUAAAGAACAGUGGGUUCAACUCCUGCAGGAUGGGAGUUCCACUGCAGCUGCCUCUCCAUAUGAACACAGCAGCCACGAGUCACUGAGUGGUCUGAAAAGCCGCAGGUUCCCCACCUCAAACAUGUACAUGGAUGACCCCUUUCAGCAGCUCUGCGGUGCAGUUCACUCUCAGCCCAUUUAUUCAAACUCAUCCAUACUAGAGCACAUGUUUCAGAAACCCUACACUGGUGGAAAUGGAGAGUUGGUGUCAUCCAAGGAUUCUGCCAACUACAGCAAUAAUGAAAUUUUCAGCAACCACAGUACGAAAGUGUUUGAGAUCGAGAGGAGUGUGCAGAAACUGGACCUGACAGGAAAGAGACGUGUGCACUUGCGGGCAGGGUCAGAGGUUAACCUUGUCAGUGUGGGGACAAAGCCAGCUAAACGAAACUCCUUCAGACGGUCCCUCGCUUUCUGCACUGAACGAGCACAGGGAGGGUUCCUGACUCCACUCUUAAGAAGAACUGCCUCAGCAAAAAACACACUAAAGAAAGUGCCAUCUGCCCUGUUUAUUGAGCAUGACAGGGUCUUUCAAAGGAGGAAGGAGUGGGAAACCAAAGCACCAGGUUGACAUCAAGACACUUCUCUCACACAUUCCUCUCACAUUGUCAGUAUAUUAUUGCACUGAAAAUAUGAUUAUUUCCAAGCAUGUGGACCAUGCAGUUGUUUGGAUUUUUGAAGUUUGGUCUUCUCUUUUUUUGGUACUUGGUACUAUUAGGAUAAUAAAUACUGAUCACAGAACUCCUUUAGUACCAUAUUCUGUCCAUAAACAAACUCUGCAAACACAGAGCGUUGCAAGAUUGUUAGCGUGCAAUUUUGCAAAACAUCUUGUGAUUUGUUGUAAAUGCCUAAUGCGAUGUUGCUGAUGUACAUUUCUUUAAAAAAUAAGAUACAUUUUAAUCCAACAUUCCAGGUAUAGAAUAACUCUGUCUAGAGAAUGGUGCAUUUACAUUUUUGUUUGGAGUUUUACAUUUAACAAAGUCUAUCAUCAAAGCAUAUAUUUAUCCUUAUGUAAAUCACUUAUGUGACUUUGCACUAUUUUGAACUAGACCUAAACUGUUUGCGGUUUUCAGGAAGGCACUGCCACAGUCAGGAAUCGUCAGUUUAAAGAUCAGACAGGAUGUGCUCAUAGUCAGUUGAUUAUUCAAGAAUAAUUACCUCUUUCUUUUUUAUUUUCACUAGACUCACAAAUCUGUGGUAAUUUAUCAGCAUUUUUACUCUGUAUAAUUCCAGUGCACAUGCAGUAUUUUAUGUGUUGUAGCUUUCCUAAUAAUGUGCCUUAACCAUGUUUUUAUCCAUGUUUUUUAUGCUCUUAAAUGAAGCAUUGAUUUGUCUUUGCAGUUAUUUUGUAUAGUUUGCUUGGUUGGUUAAAACGGGAUGGCCUAAUAUUGCAGUACAAAAAGAUGUCUGUGGUAAAGGAAAAACACCAAUGAUGAAAAUAAUUGUAUUUGUACAAUAAAGAAAACAAAG